ACCGCUCUAAAACAGACAUGCCCAGUGGUCAUUGAUCUUGUAUUACAAUUCUGCACAUUUGUUUAUUUUCCCAACAGAAUCAUUGUAGAUAUGUGUAUGGUUUAAAGUUAUUACAUUCUGAACAAGUAAUUAAGCCUUGAGUUUUCGGGUGAAACACGUAUCUCAGUUUUUGGGAAUAGUCUUCUGUAGAAGUUCUAAACCGUUAUUAAACAUUAUGGCACACUAUAAAGGAGCAGCCAGUGAAGCUGGCCGUGCAAUGCAGUUAAUGAAGAAGAGAGAAAUUGCUCAGCAAGAAAUAGAAUUAAGAAAAAAGAAAAUAGAAGAUGAUCUGAAAAUACAUAACAUAGAAAAUAAAUUUGCAACUCAUUACAAUGCUGUUGAACAACAGUUGAAGACUUCCACUAUUGGAUUAGUCACUUUAAAUGAAAUGAAAGCAAAGCAGGAAAAUAUAGUAAAAGAACGCGAGAGGAAACUUGCACAAAAGGAACGUGAAAAGGAACAAGAAAAGGAACGGGCUCUUGCAGCUAAGCAAGCUGAAAAAAAUAAGCAGAAAAAACAAAUACAAGCUUUAUCAUUUAAUUUAGAUGAAGAUGAAGUAGAACUUUCUGAUGAGGAAACAGAACCAAAAAUAGAGAAAUCAAAAGAUGAUGAUGAUGAUAUUGGGCCUCUAGUCAAAAAAAUAAAGAAGAAUCCAGAUGUGGAUACAAGCUUUUUACCUGAUAGAGAAAGAGAGGAAGAAGAAAACAGAUUAAGAGAAGAACUGAGACAAGAAUGGGCUAGAAAACAAAAUGCACUAAAAGAAGAAGAAAUUGAAAUUACUUUCAGUUAUUGGGAUGGUUCUGGACACAGAAGGAGUGUUAUCAUGAAAAAAGGUAAUUCCAUCUAUCAGCUCCUUCAAAGAUGCUUGGAAGUUUUACGACGCGAAUUUAGUGAACUUAAAACAGUGAUGGCUGAUCAGUUGAUGUAUGUUAAAGAAGAUCUAAUACUACCGCAUCAUUAUACAUUUUAUGAUUUUAUUGUAACAAAGGCAAGAGGAAAAAGUGGACCUCUCUUCACAUUUGAUGUUCAUGACGACAUUCGUGUGAUGCAUGACGCUUCUGUGGAAACAGAAGAAUCUCACGCUGGAAAAGUGUUACUUAGGUCUUGGUAUGAAAGAAAUAAACAUAUAUUUCCUGCUAGUAGAUGGGAACCUUUUGAUCCAACAAAAAGUUACGAUAAAUAUACGGUAUCAGAUAAAAAUAGGAAAAAGGAUAAAAUUUAAUGGAAAAGAAAUUAUAUAGGAAGUAAUUGUACAAAGAAAUUAAUAAUUCAUAUUGCGUUCAGUAAAGAAAAAUUUAUCGUUUUAGGAUAAUUUCAA
Messenger RNA from Osmia lignaria (orchard mason bee), 1357 nucleotides. RefSeq names its product protein FAM50 homolog. The record is from RefSeq and is a predicted model, not a curated record. Gene Ontology annotation, cellular component: nucleus. Gene Ontology annotation, biological process: chromatin organization. Lineage: Eukaryota; Metazoa; Arthropoda; Insecta; Hymenoptera; Megachilidae.